AUGUCUACUAAACUAACAACGAAAGAGAAUUUAUCAAUUGUCACCGAUAAAAAUCAUUUGGAAAAUUUAAAAUUAAAUCUAGAACACAAAGCUAUGAAUCGACGAGAAAUCCCUCUGUGUGUGGAAGAAGUUCUUUUUAAAUUUGCAUAUUCAGCAGCUGAUGAUGUUGAACGGGCUAAAAUAGUAUUAGCAGCGGGUUGUUUAGCUGAUUUUGAAUUAAAAACAACAUUAAAGAGUACAAGAAAAUUAAGAGUAAAUAUGAAAAUGCUAAUAAAUGAAUAA
This is a messenger RNA of Didymodactylos carnosus, 282 nucleotides long. The record is from the annotation of a GenBank genome assembly. NCBI's taxonomy places the organism in Eukaryota, Metazoa, Rotifera, Eurotatoria, Philodinida, Philodinidae.